Callorhinus ursinus (northern fur seal) is the source of this 7189-nucleotide messenger RNA. RefSeq names its product CDC42 binding protein kinase alpha (gene CDC42BPA). Lineage: Eukaryota; Metazoa; Chordata; Mammalia; Carnivora; Otariidae. The record is from RefSeq and is a predicted model, not a curated record. Gene Ontology annotation, molecular function: ATP binding; protein serine/threonine kinase activity. Gene Ontology annotation, biological process: actomyosin structure organization; peptidyl-threonine phosphorylation. Gene Ontology annotation, cellular component: actomyosin; cytoskeleton; cytoplasm.
GGGCGGCAGCCUUUGCAGCAGCGACGUGCCUUUCCCUCCCCCAUGUACCUUCUGGGGCUUUCCUCCCUUUUCCGUCUUCCUCCUUCCCGGGAAGUGAAUUGCUGAUGCGGAUCGGACCCGAUUCAUUAAAGAUGCAGCCGGAUUCGUUGCGGGAUUGUGUUGCACGAGUUGAAUUUUGAAUGAAGGAGAAGAGUUGUAUUUUGUUUUCUUCUUUUUUAAAGAAGUCCUGACUCUUUGGUUCGCUGUACUUUUAAUUAUUAUUUUAUUUAAAUAUACGACUUAAUUGUAUUCUUCCUAAGAUGUAUAAAAGAUCUAUUUUAUGGUAACUUUCCUUCCCAAUUCAUGCAUCUGUGCGGGAUCGAAGACGCUUCGGUAAAGGGAGCUUCCUGGCGUGUCGCGGUGUCAUUCAGCACCGGCCGUGCAUGACACUUGUGUGCAGGACGAGGGGUUUAUUUUUAAAACCGCACCUUUUAAAAUUUAGGAUCAGAUACUCGUAGUGCAAACCGUAAUACUCAUUGAAGGGAAAAGCGGUGGACCCCAAAGCAAACAUGUCUGGGGAAGUGCGUUUGAGGCAGUUGGAGCAGUUCAUUUUGGACGGGCCGGCUCAGACCAAUGGGCAAUGCUUCAGUGUGGAGACGCUGCUGGAUAUACUCAUCUGCCUUUAUGAUGAAUGCAAUAAUUCUCCACUGCGAAGAGAGAAGAACAUUCUUGAAUACUUGGAAUGGGCCAAACCAUUUACUUCUAAAGUAAAACAGAUGCGCCUACAUAGAGAAGACUUUGAGAUAUUGAAGGUGAUAGGUCGAGGAGCUUUUGGAGAGGUUGCUGUAGUGAAACUAAAAAAUGCAGAUAAGGUAUUUGCCAUGAAAAUAUUGAACAAAUGGGAAAUGCUGAAAAGAGCUGAGACAGCAUGUUUUCGUGAAGAAAGGGAUGUAUUAGUGAAUGGAGAUAAUAAAUGGAUUACAACUCUGCAUUAUGCUUUCCAGGAUGACAAUAACUUAUACCUGGUCAUGGAUUAUUAUGUUGGUGGGGAUUUGCUUACUCUGCUCAGCAAAUUUGAAGAUAGAUUGCCUGAAGAUAUGGCUCGAUUUUACUUGGCCGAGAUGGUAAUAGCAAUCGAUUCUGUUCAUCAGCUGCACUAUGUGCACAGGGACAUCAAACCUGACAAUAUAUUGAUGGAUAUGAAUGGACAUAUUCGAUUAGCAGAUUUUGGUUCUUGUUUGAAGCUGAUGGAAGAUGGAACGGUCCAGUCCUCAGUGGCUGUUGGAACUCCAGAUUAUAUCUCUCCUGAAAUCCUUCAAGCCAUGGAAGAUGGGAAAGGGAGAUAUGGGCCUGAAUGUGACUGGUGGUCUCUAGGGGUCUGUAUGUAUGAAAUGCUUUAUGGAGAAACACCAUUUUAUGCAGAAUCUCUGGUGGAGACGUAUGGAAAAAUCAUGAAUCAUAAAGAGAGGUUUCAGUUUCCAGCUCAAGUGACUGAUGUGUCUGAAAAUGCUAAGGAUCUUAUUCGAAGGCUCAUUUGCAGCAGAGAACACCGACUUGGUCAAAAUGGGAUAGAAGACUUUAAGAAACACCCAUUUUUCAAUGGAAUUGAUUGGGAUAAUAUUCAAAACUGUGAAGCACCUUAUAUUCCAGAAGUUAGUAGCCCAACAGAUACAUCGAAUUUUGAUGUGGAUGAUGAUUGUUUAAAGAAUUCUGAAACGAUGCCCCCACCCACACAUACUGCAUUUUCUGGGCACCAUCUGCCAUUUGUUGGUUUCACAUACACUAGUAGCUGUGUUCUUUCUGAUCGGAGCUGUUUACGUGUCACAGCCGGUCCUGCGUCCCUGGACCUUGAUGUCAGUGUCCAGAGGACUCUCGACAACAACCUGGCAACCGAGGCGUACGAGAGGAGAAUCAAGCGCCUCGAACAGGAAAAGCUUGAGCUGAGUAGAAAGCUUCAAGAGUCAACACAGACUGUUCAAGCUCUACAGUAUUCAACUGCUGAUGGUCCACUAACAGCAAGCAAAGAUUUAGAAAUAAAAGCCUUAAAAGAAGAAAUUGAAAAACUAAGGAAACAAGUAAGAGAAUCAAGUCACUUAGAACAACAACUUGAGGAAGCCAACUCUGUGAGGAGAGAGCUAGAUGAUGCUUUUCGACAAAUCAAGGCUUAUGAAAAACAAAUCAAAACACUACAACAAGAAAGGGAAGAAUUAAACAAGGAACUAGUCCAGGCUAGUGAGCGAUUAAAAAACCAGUCCAAAGAGCUGAAAGACGCACACUGUCAGAGGAAACUGGCCAUGCAGGAAUUCAUGGAGAUCAAUGAGCGGCUAACAGAAUUGCACACCCAAAAACAGAAACUUGCUCGCCAUGUCCGAGAUAAGGAAGAAGAGGUGGACCUGGUGAUGCAAAAAGUUGAAAGCUUAAGGCAAGAACUGCGCAGAACAGAGAGAGCCAAAAAAGAGCUGGAAGUUCAUACAGAAGCUAUGGCUGCUGAAGCAUCUAAAGACAGGAAACUGCGUGAACAGAGCGAGCACUAUUCUAAGCAACUGGAAAAUGAAUUGGAGGGACUAAAGCAAAAACAAAUUAGUUACUCGCCAGGACUAUGCAGCAUAGAACAUCAGCAAGAGAUAACCAAACUAAAGACUGAUUUAGAAAAGAAAAGUAUCUUUUAUGAAGAAGAAUUGUCUAAAAGAGAAGGAAUACAUGCAAAUGAAAUUAAAAAUCUGAAGAAAGAACUUCAUGAUUCAGAAGGCCAGCAACUUGCUCUCAACAAGGAAAUUAUGAUUUUGAAAGACAAAUUGGAAAAAAACAGGAGAGAGAGUCAAAGUGAAAGGGAAGAAUUUGAAAAUGAGUUCAAACAACAGUAUGAACGAGAAAAAGUAUUAUUAACUGAAGAAAAUAAAAAACUGACAAGUGAACUUGAUAAGCUCACCACUUUGUUUGAGAACUUAAGUAUGCGCAACCAGCAGUUAGAAGAAGAGGUAAAAGACCUAGCAGACAAGAAAGAAUCAGUUGCACAUUGGGAAGCCCAAAUCACAGAAAUAAUUCAGUGGGUCAGUGAUGAAAAGGAUGCACGAGGGUAUCUCCAGGCCUUAGCUUCUAAAAUGACAGAAGAGUUGGAAGCUUUGAGAAAUUCCAGCUUGGGUGCACGAGCAACAGAUAUGCCCUGGAAAAUGCGUCGUUUUGCAAAACUGGAUAUGUCAGCUAGGCUGGAGUUGCAGUCAGCCCUGGAUGCAGAAAUAAGAGCUAAGCAGGCCAUCCAAGAAGAGCUGAAUAAAGUUAAAGCAGCUAACAUCAUCACAGAAUGUAAACUAAAAGAUUCAGAGAAGAAGAACUUGGAGCUACUCUCAGAAAUCGAACAACUGAUAAAGGACACUGAAGAGCUUAGAUCUGAAAAGGGUAUAGAGCACCAAGACUCACAGCAUUCUUUCUUGGCAUUUUUGAAUACGCCUACCGAUGCUCUGGAUCAAUUUGAAACCGAUCCCGUUGAGAACACAUAUGUACGGAAUCCGAACGUCAAGGUUAACAUCCAGUCAAGGUCCACAUCUCCUUCCACAUCUAGUGAAGCUGAGCCAGUUAAGAUUGUAGACAGUACUCCUCCUCCAGUUCACACACCAACCUUAAGGAAAAAGGGAUGUCCUGGUUCAACUGGCUUUCCAGCUAAGCGCAAGACCCAUCAGUUUUUUGUCAAAUCUUUCACUGCCCCUACCAGAUGUCACCAGUGCACCUCUCUGAUGGUGGGUUUGAUAAGACAGGGCUGUUCCUGUGAAGUGUGUGGAUUUUCAUGUCAUAUAACUUGUGUAAACAAAGCUCCAACUGCUUGUCCAGUCCCGCCUGAGCAGACAAAAGGGCCUCUGGGGAUAGAUCCGCAGAAGGGAAUAGGAACAGCAUAUGAAGGUCAUGUCAGGAUCCCAAAGCCAGCUGGAGUGAAGAAAGGAUGGCAAAGAGCAUUGGCUGUGGUUUGUGACUUUAAACUCUUCCUGUAUGAUGUUGCGGAAGGAAAAGCAUCUCAGCCCAGUGUCGUGGUCAGUCAGGUGAUUGACAUGAGGGAUGAAGAAUUUUCUGUGAGUUCAGUCUUGGCUUCUGAUGUUAUUCAUGCAAGUCGAAAAGAUAUACCCUGCAUAUUCAGAGUCACUGCUUCCCAGCUCUCGGCGUCUGACAGCAGGUGUUCGGUCCUGAUGCUCGCGGAGAGCGAGAGCGAGAGGAACAAGUGGGUGGGCAUGCUCAGUGAGCUGCACAAGAUUUUGAAGAAAAGCAAAUUCAGAGACCGCUCAGUCUAUGUUCCCAAGGAGGCUUAUGACAGCACUCUGCCCCUCAUUAAAACAACCCAGGCAGCUGCAAUCAUAGAUCACGAAAGGAUAGCGCUGGGCAAUGAAGAAGGGUUGUUUGUUGUUCACGUCACCAAAGAUGAAAUUAUUAGAGUUGGUGACAAUAAGAAGAUACAUCAGAUUGAACUCAUUCCAAAUGAUCAGCUUGUUGCUGUGAUCUCAGGACGAAAUCGUCACGUGCGACUUUUUCCCAUGUCAGCUUUGGACGGACGAGAGACUGAUUUUUAUAAACUGGCAGAAACUAAAGGGUGUCAGUCCAUAACUUCUGGCAAAGUGUGCCACGGAGCUCUCACAUGCCUGUGUGUGGCUAUGAAAAGGCAGGUCCUCUGUUAUGAACUAUUUCAGAGCAAGACCCGUCACAGAAAAUUUAAGGAAAUUCAAGUGCCAUAUAAUGUGCAAUGGAUGGCGAUCUUCAGUGAACAACUCUGCGUGGGAUUCCAGUCGGGAUUCCUCAGAUACCCCUUGAAUGGGGAAGGAAGUCCGUACAGCAUGCUCCAUUCAAAUGACCACACACUAUCAUUUAUUGCACAUCAGCCGAUGGAUGCCAUCUGUGCAGUUGAGAUCUCCAGUAAAGAGUAUCUGCUGUGUUUUAACAGCAUCGGGAUAUACACCGACUGCCAGGGCCGGAGAUCGAGACAGCAGGAACUGAUGUGGCCGGCAAAUCCUUCCUUUUGUUGUUACAAUGCACCGUAUCUCUCGGUGUAUAGUGAAAACGCAGUUGAUAUCUUCGACGUGAACUCUAUGGAAUGGAUUCAGACUCUCCCACUCAAAAAGGUUCGACCCUUAAACAGUGAAGGAUCACUAAACCUUUUAGGGCUGGAGACAAUUAGAUUAAUAUAUUUCAAAAAUAAGAUGGCAGAAGGGGAUGAACUGGUGGUUCCUGAAACAUCGGACAAUAGUCGGAAGCAGAUGGUUAGAAACAUCAACAACAAACGGCGCUUCUCCUUUAGGGUCCCAGAAGAGGAGAGGAUGCAGCAGAGGAGAGAGAUGCUGCGAGAUCCAGAAAUGAGAAAUAAAUUAAUUUCUAACCCAACUAAUUUCAACCACAUAGCACACAUGGGCCCAGGAGAUGGGAUACAGAUCCUAAAAGACCUGCCAAUGAACCCUCGGCCCCAGGAAAGUCGGGCGGUGUUCAGUGGCUCAGUCAGUAUUCCAUCCAUCACCAAAUCCCGCCCUGAGCCCGGCCGCUCCAUGAGCGCCAGCAGCGGCCUGUCAGCGAGGUCCUCUGCACAGAACGGCAGUGCAUUAAAGAGAGAAUUCUCUGGAGGAAGCUACAAUGCAAAGUGGCAGCCCAUGCCUUCCCCGUCAGAGGGCUCCUUGUCUUCCGGAGGCAUGGACCAGGGAAGUGACGCCCCAGCCAGGGACUUUGACGGAGAGGACUCAGAUUCCCCAAGGCACUCCACAGCUUCCAACAGCUCCAACCUAAGCAGCCCGCCCAGCCCAGUGUCGCCCCGGAAGACCAAGAGCCUCUCCUUGGAGAGCACCGACCGCGGGAGCUGGGACCCGUGAGCGGCUUCGGUGCUCGGAGUGGACGCCAGAGCAGCUUCUCCCUCUCAGCCCCCUCCACUGCCCUGUCUCCACAUCCGUCCCCCGCCCCUGCCUGGAAGGCCCAGGGCCAGCGGCAGGAGCAGGGUGGGGGCUCAGGGACGCAGACGAUUGCACCUACAGCCCCAUGCCCCCCACAUCCCCUGCGCCCCCUCGACUUAAUAACCACCACCAUCAAGGCAGACUUCCACUGAGCAGCUUCGAUGAAUAUCGAUUCCAUUUCAUACACUUAGAGUUGCUUCCCAUCAUCGUGUCCCCCUCCCUGAAGGUAGCUCGAGUAGACAGACCUCGCAGACAUGCGCAGGAAGAACGUCAGGCAGACUGGUUUUCCACGGCAGAGUCUCAGCGCCCCGGGCAGCACAUGGGUCCCCCCGCCGGCCCCCCGCCCUCCUCCAGCACCCACAGCCAAUGUCGACCUGAUCGUUGCCAGUAAAUCCUUAUUCACUAAAACAGUGCAUAUUUUACUACAAUACAGAUUUUAAAUAAGUACACAAAUGUAGAGGUUAAAUACUGAAUGUAUAUAGUAAAAAGCAUCUUGUAUUCAGCAAAAGAUGGAUUCCUAUAUAAGAGAGAGAUCAUUUAAUUUAAAGAAAUGUGUUGUUUCUCGUCUGUUUUCCAGCUAAGUAAUUUAAAGGGUAGGAAGGCCUCAAGCUGACAUUCUAGACCUUGGUAGACAGUGCAAAGAGUCAGAGUUCCCUCUCUGGUCGCAGCCACGGUCCCCAGGGGCUGCAGGAAAACAUUUCGAAACCCGGUCUGACCGCUCUCGAUUCAGGCCCAAGCACCAGACCCAGCCCAGGACGCCUCUUCAGCAGCAGCGUGAACAGGCAAAUUUACUUCCAGAUCUUUCGCUAGUGGUAGAAUUCGAACCACACUCCUCAGUUCUACUGUAUUUUGGUAUCUUCUGCAGAUGAAUGUAGAAAUGUGGUCUCGUCACCUCCUGAGUCCUUCCUUUGAAAGCACGCAAGCGGUGUCAUGGCUUCUGAAGGUCCCUAAAAAGGUUCCUAGACGUGCUUUCCUCCUGGGCUAACCCUGUUUCUCCCUGCAUUGCCACGAGGUAUUCUUGGCCAGGGCCCCCCUCAGAGAAGCCCUAGAGUUUAAUUACCAAAUAAUAGAAAACCUCAAAUGCAAGGACUUGCACAGCCUUAACCAAAUACUCUUCCCCGCCCCCGGGAGAAAACAGAAGCGUAGGGCCUGCCAGGCAGGUGCCCCGGCGGCACUCCUGCUGUUCCCACCAACACUGGGAAGCGAGUGCGCACCCCGGAGGGCUGGAGUCCUUCACAGUUAGUUCCUCAGUUAAGCACAUGAGCAGAGAAAGAAAUAAAAAUAUCUCAUGGAAGUAA